UUCUCCUCUGCUGUCCAAGCGCUUUGGUGCAGGGACAGCGGCCGUCUUCAGCCAAUCCAGUGCAGGCUCUCCACCGAAGGCUGGCUCUAGACUGGUGGAACUAUAUGAAUGACAGCCUUCGCACAGAUGUCUUUGUGCGGUUCCAGCCUGAAAGCAUUGCUUGUGCCUGUAUCUACCUUGCUGCCCGGACACUGGAAAUCCCUUUACCCAAUCGUCCACAUUGGUUUCUUUUGUUUGGAGCAACUGAAGAAGAAAUUCAAGAAAUUUGCUUUAAAAUCUUGCAGCUCUAUACACGGAAAAAGGUUGAUUUGACACAUCUAGAGAGUGAAGUGGAAAAGAGAAAGCAUGCCAUCGAAGAAGCAAAGGCCCGAGCAAAGGGUCUGCUCCCAGGGAAUGUGCCAGGUCUGGACAAUGCUGCAGGGUUCUCACCUGCUCCCAAGCUGGUCGAAUCCCCAAGAGAAGGGAAAGGGAGCAAGUCUUCCCCACUCUCUGUAAAGAAUGCCAAACGGAAAAUGGAAGGCCCAAAGAAAGCCAAGGGUGACAGCCCUGUAAAUGGCUUGCUAAAAGGGCAGGAGAGUCGAAGUCAAAGCAGGAGUCGUGAACAGAGCUACUCAAGGUCCCCAUCACGGUCUGCUUCUCCAAAGAGAAGGAAAAGUGAUAGUGGCUCUACCUCAGGUGGGUCCAAGUCACAGAGUCGUUCUCGGAGCCGCAGUGAUUCUCCUCCAAGGCAGGUACACCGUGGUGCUCCCUACAAAGGCUCAGAAGUGAGGGGCUCCCGGAAAUCCAAGGACUGCAAGUACCUCACCCAGAAGCCACACAAGUCUGUGUUGAAAGUCAUAUAUUUUUAUCUGUGCAAUGCUGAGUGCAGGCCACCAGCUCGAGAGAAAUUUUACGUGGUUGAAUAA
Mastomys coucha (southern multimammate mouse) is the source of this 905-nucleotide messenger RNA. Its product is annotated as cyclin-L2-like. Gene Ontology annotation, molecular function: cyclin-dependent protein serine/threonine kinase regulator activity. NCBI's taxonomy places the organism in Eukaryota, Metazoa, Chordata, Mammalia, Rodentia, Muridae. The record is from RefSeq and is a predicted model, not a curated record. Bases 105 to 905 code for a protein of 266 amino acids. The transcript is spliced from 8 exons. Gene Ontology annotation, biological process: regulation of transcription by RNA polymerase II. Gene Ontology annotation, cellular component: nucleus.